Molecule: messenger RNA, 411 nt
Organism: Psilocybe cubensis
Lineage: Eukaryota; Fungi; Basidiomycota; Agaricomycetes; Agaricales; Agrocybaceae
Exons: 4
Coding region: 1-411 (136 amino acids)
Molecular function (GO): calcium ion binding; calcium-dependent protein serine/threonine phosphatase regulator activity
Source: RefSeq, a predicted model, not a curated record
AUGAACAUCCCCAACUUUAGCGACGGGUCUGGAUCUAUCGAUCGCGAAGAAUUCUUGCAAAUUCCUCAGAUUGCGACCAAUCCUCUUGCAUCCCGAAUGAUUGCCAUCUUCGACGAAGAUGGUGGAGGUACAGUUGACUUCCAGGAGUUCGUCGGUGGUCUCAGCGCUUUUAGCAGUAGAGGAGGAAGAGAAGAGAAACUCAAAUUUGCCUUCAAUGUAUACGAUGUCGAUAGGGACGGUUACAUCUCUAAUGGGGAACUCUUCCUUGUGCUCAAAAUGAUGGUCGGGAAUAACCUGAAGGACCAGCAGCUUCAACAAAUUGUCGAUAAAACAAUCAUGGAGGCUGAUCAAGAUGGUGAUGGCAAGCUAAGCUUUGAGGAGUUUGCUCAGACAGUAGCCAACACAGUAUGA